AUGAAUCUAAUGCCUCGUUUCUUUUUGCCUCCUGCCUGUGGCACAGAUGUGGACGAGUGCCUGACGGAGCCAUGCGGUGCCAACGCCCUCUGCCUAGACAGUGUGGGCAGCUACUCCUGUCAGUGUCUACAGGACUAUACGGGAGACCCCUACACAGGCUGUGUGGAUAUCGACGAGUGUUCCGCCUACAACCGCCCUUGUGGCAUCAAUGCCGUCUGCCAGAACGCACAGCCUGGCUUCACCUGCUUGUGUCCCCAAGGGUUCAGUCCCAGCCCCACGCCCCACGUCGCCUGUGAGCAGGCGGACGUAAACAUCUUGUGUGGGACCAACUUCGACUGUGUGAAUAACGCUGAGUGCAUAGAGGGUCAGUGCUUCUGCCGCGAUGGCUUCCAGGCUGUGGGUGCCGAGUGCCGGGACGUGGACGAGUGCCAGCUCUCCCCCUGUGGCACCAACGCCCAGUGCCAGAAUGUUCCCGGCGGCUACCAGUGUACUUGUAACUUCGGCUUCGUGGGCAACCCGCCCGAGACUGUUUGUAAAGCUCCGUGUGAGGGUGUCGAGUGUGGCGCCAACGCCUUCUGCAAGGCUGACGGUGUGGAGGCCAGCUGCAUGUGUAACCCAGGCUGGACCUACGACCCCGCCAACAUCGCUGCCGGCUGUGUUGACGUGGACGAGUGCUCGGCGGGCCAUCGACCAUCAGGCCAGUGUGGAGACAAUGCUCUCUGUACCAACACCCUCGGGUCCUUCACCUGCCAGUGUCCAGCAGGGUUCUCUGGCAACCCCAACACCAAGUGUCUAGUAUGGGCCAGCUUGGACACAUGGCAGUAUGGGCCAGCUUGGACACAUGGCAGUAUGGGCCAGCUUGGACACAUGGCAGUAUUGGCCAGUUUGGACACAUGGCAGUAUGGGCCAGCUUGGACACAUGGCAGUAUGGGCCAGCUUGGACACAUGGCAGUAUGGGCCAGCUUGGACACAUGGCAGUAUGGGCCAGCUUGGACACAUGGCAGUAUUGGCCAGUUUGGACACAUGGCAGUAUGGCCAGCUUGGACACAUGGCAGUAUGGGCCAGCUUGGACACAUGGCAGUAUUGGCCAGCUUGGACACAUGGCAGUAUGGGCCAGCUUGGACACAUGGCAGUAUUGGCCAGCUUGGACACAUGGCAGUAUGGGCCAGCUUGGACACAUGGCAGUAUUGGCCAGCUUGGACACAUGGCAAUGUGGAUGAGUGUAGCCGUGCAGGAUCGUGUGGUGUGGGCGCCGUGUGUACCAACACUGUGGGGUCGUACACAUGCUCCUGCCCACCCAACACAGUGGCCGACCCGGACCCCUUCACCCAGUGUCUGGAUAUAAUGAAGUGUGCCCAAGACGAUGACUGCCCCGGCAACGCGCUCUGCCUCGUCAGCCAGUGCAUGUGUCCGGAGCCCAAUAUUGGCGACGAUUGUAGACAUCCGUGUGAGGACGUGCGCUGUGGACCCAACGCCGGGUGUAAACUGAUCAAUGGUCAACCCAAGUGUAUGUGCGACCAGGGGUACUCUGGAAACCCCAUUGGUGUAUUUGGAUGUACAGAUAUCGAUGAGUGUGUCAAUAACCCCUGUGGUGAUGGCGCCAUCUGCCGCAACGAGCCAGGAAAGUUUACGUGUGAGUGUCCGACAGGGUUCAAGGGUGACCCAGCCAGAGAGGGAUGUGUGGAGGUCAAGUCCCCUGGAUGUGGCCCCACACAGCCUUGCCCAUCUGGAGAACAGUGCGUCACUGACGAGGCUUCCAAGGAAAAUGUAUGCGUAUGUCGCCGUGGCUACAUUAGGGACAAUGACAAUGGACGAUGCCGCGACGUCAACGAGUGUAUCGAGAACCACCUUAACACUCCCAUCUGUGGCCUCAAUGCGAACUGUAAGAACCUACCAGGAUCCUAUGACUGCCAGUGUCCCCCGGGCUUUGUCGGCAACCCAUUCAGUAACUGUGAAAAGUGCAGCACACUGGAGUGCACAUGCUUGCCUCCAUACCGCAUCGUGCAAGGUAGCUGUGUGUUGGCCAACUGCUCCCUGGGCAACCCGUGUCCUGCUGGGGCCGAGUGUGUCACCAUCCAGGGAGGACUGAGCUACUGCGCAUGCCCCGCUGGCUACACCACCCUGCCCGACGGUUCCUGCCAUGAUGUGGAUGAGUGUGCGACGCGUCGGCCCGACGGUCGCCCUCCCUGUGGCCUGGGAGCCGAGUGCUACAAUCAGAAGGGUAGUUAUGAAUGUCGCUGCGCUCCUGGCUCUUCCGGUGAUCCCUACACUGCCGGAUGUUCUGUGGCUGUGCUCCAGUGUUCCAGUGAUGCAGAGUGUAGCAUUAACGAGAGAUGUGUCCAGCCAGGCAAGUGUGUCUGUCCUCCACCUUACUUUGUUGACAACCAUGAUGAAAACAAGUGCAAAAGUCCCUGCGAGGCCUUCUCUUGUGGCAUCAACAGCAAGUGCACACCUUCAGAUCCGCCCCAGUGUCUGUGUCUGCCAGGUUUCCUCGAUGGAGGACCUGCUGGCUGUAUUGACAUCGACGAGUGCCGCGAGAACCCCUGUGGCCACAGCGCAAUCUGCAUGAAUGAAAUUGGUACCUACAAAUGUGAAUGUCCUCCAGGAACCGUCGGUGACCCAUUCGUGGGCUCCUGUACUGGAACUCAGACAACGGACUGUGUGAGCGACAGUGAUUGCCCAGGAGACCUUGCGUGCACAGACACUGGUGCUUGUGUGAACCCUUGCGAUGCUCUUCCCUGUGGUGCCAACGCUUACUGUGAGGCUGAGGAGCAUGCUGCUUGGUGCCGCUGUCAUCCAGGCUAUGCUGAAGGGCCCAACGGUGAUUGUGUGUCCAUGUGUGAAGGUUUCCUCUGCGGCCCCAACUCCCAGUGUAUUGUGGCACGUGACGGCCCCACUUGUAAGUGUGAAACUGGCUACAACGGCAACCCGUUCCCUGGUGGUGGGUGUCUCACCGACCAGUGCUCGCCCGCUUCUCCGUGCCAGGACCCACAGCUGUGUGUUAAUGGCAGGUGCAAGGAGCGCUGUGAGGGCGUUGUUUGCGGUGUCGGCGCCAAGUGCGACAAGAACACUAACAAGUGUGUGUGUCUGCCUUUCUUCCUGGGCGACCCAGAUCUCCUCUGUGUCCCACCUGUGACGCCACCACUGUGUACUCCUGGCUGUGGCACCUAUGCCCACUGUGAGUACGGACAGCCCAACAGGUGCAUCUGUAACACCGGCUACAGUGGCAAUCCAUAUGAGUCUUGUGAGUCCGAGGAACAGAAGGUCGACUGCUCAACUACAAAGUGUGGCAAACUUGCUGAGUGUAGGCAGGGUGUCAAUCGCGUCGACUGUGUAUGCCCCGUUGGCUUCCAGGGUAACCCUUAUGUGGAGUGUGCCGAUGUCGACGAGUGUAUCGGUAAUGCUUGUGGCAUGAACGCUGUCUGCCUCAACACGGAGGGCAGCUUCGACUGCCGUUGUCAGGAAGGCUUUUUCGGCAACCCCUUCCAAAUGUGCAUGCCACGUGAUCAUACUCCAUCCACGGAACCCUGCCAAGACACCCCAGAGGGCUGUGAAGGUGUUCCUUGCGUCGGAAUCACAUGUGGUCCCAAUGCUGCCUGUGAUCAGGAUAAGUGUGCCUGUCUCGUCGGCUUCACUGGCGAUCCUGACGACCUCACUGUAGGCUGUCAACUAUCUGGGUGCCGUAAUGACCUGGACUGUGACGACGACGAGAUAUGCUUCUCCCUCAACAGGCGUCGCACAUGUGUAGGUGCCUGCAACAAAGUAGAGUGUGGACCCAAUGCUAUCUGUGUGGCGCAAGCCCACCGGUCCUCCUGCCUCUGUAAGGAGAACUACGCUGGCAACCCCAGCGACCCGGUGUCUGGGUGCCAGUCAAUUGACCGCGAGAGCCACUGUACGGAGGACGACGACUGCAGCGAUGGGCAGGUGUGUCAGGUGGACCUGCAAGGCCUACGUGGGUGUGUUGACCCCUGCCUUUCACACACCUGCGGCCAGAACGAGUUGUGUUACGUGCAGAAUGGACGGCCCCUGUGUCGCUGUCAAGAUGGCUACCUCCGCAACCCCUCCACCAACCGCUGUCAGAAGCCAGCUGUGCCAGACUGCGAGACCGACCUUGAGUGUGGAUUGUCAGCGGCUUGUCGCCCAGACCAACUUGGGGUACUGAAGUGCGUGGAGGUUUGUCGGGCCUUCAAUUGCCCCUUGCACUCCACCUGCUUCGCCAGCAGCCACCGUGGCCAGUGUCGCUGUGACCCAGGCUUUACGGGCAAUCCCAACGACCGCAGUGGGUGCCGCCCACUGCCCCGCGAUGAGUGCCAAUCUGAUGCCCAGUGCCCAGAGACCCACAAAUGCCAGGCACAGGGCAAUGUCCGCAAGUGUGCUGCCGUAUGUGACACGACCCGCUGCGGCCCUGGAGCCGUCUGUAUCGCCAACAACCAUGCGGCUCAAUGUCAAUGUCCUCCGGGACUCUUCGCAGGGGACCCCAACGACCCCGUCAACGGGUGCGCCUCUGUCAGCUGCAUCAUCAACGAAGAUUGCCCCACAGACAAGGCUUGUAACAGGCUUGACUACACUUGCUUUGACGUUUGCUACGAUGCAUGUGGUGACAAUGCCAUCUGCAUUGCUGAGAACCAUCGCUACAACUGCAAGUGUCCGCCAGGCUCCCAACCUAACCCAUCAGCUGAAAUAGAGUGUAAAACACUAGAUAUGUGUGACCCCAACCCGUGCCACUCCUCAGCCACCUGCUCCCCAUCAGGUGGGAGCCACCAAUGCUCCUGCCCACCGGGCAUGGUUGGCGACCCCUAUACCACCGGCUGCCACCCAGAGGGCAUGUGUCCCAAUGGUAACAAGGAUUGCCCUCUGGACAGUGUUUGCAUCAAUGGUAGGUGCUCCUCGCCGUGUGACCGCGCCUGUGGCCCCAACACUCUUUGUAACGUCGUCAACAGGAAACCAAUCUGCAACUGUCCACCGGGCUUCGAGCCCAACCCAACACCAGACAAGGGGUGUAACCGGAUCACUACCCUCUGUAGCAACGACGCACAGUGUCAAGGUGGCGUAUGCCUGGAGAGUCAGUGUCGCGCGGUGUGCCGUGACAACUCAGAGUGUGCCCAAGGCGAGCGAUGUACCAACAACAGGUGCCUGGUGCCGUGUGUGUCCUCAUCACAGUGUCCCAUCAAUCAGGCCUGCAACAAUGGCGUGUGUCUGUUGGGCUGCCGCACCAACACUGACUGCCCUGCUGAGAAAGGCUGUGUUAACAACAAGUGUGGAGACCCUUGCACCAGGGAGAACGUCUGUGGCCCCAAUGCCCGUUGCCAAGUCCAGGACCACUUGGCCAAGUGCCAGUGUCCUCAGGGCUUCAACCCAACACCCACGCCACAGCAAGGAUGCAUUCGUGUCCCUUCCUCCUGCGCCACCACUGCAGAGUGUGGCCCCAAUAGUAUCUGUGAUUCAGGCAAGUGUAAGCCAGUGUGCCAGCAGAACUCUCAGUGUGCACAAGGCGAGAGUUGUACCGGAGGAAUGUGCCACAAGGUCUGCUUUGGUGACAGCAACUGUCUGCAGGGUGAGGUGUGCAUUGAAGGGUCAUGUGUGUCAGGAUGUCGUAGCAACGGUGACUGUAGGACGGACGAGGUCUGCAUCUCAAAGAAAUGCAUGUGUGCAAAGGGUUACCUGCCCGGCCCCAACGGGUGCGUAGAUGUGGAUGAGUGCCGGGAGACACCGUGCCAUGGAACAGCCUCUUGUGUCAAUGUCCCUGGUUCCUACAAAUGCAUCUGUCCUUCCUACACGGUGGGUGACCCAUAUGUAGCACCCGGCUGCCAGAAACCCAACGAAUGUGUCAGCGACAGUAAUUGUGAAGGUGAGCAGACAUGUGAGAAGGAUGCAGAAGGAGUCUUCAAGUGUGUUGAGCCUUGUGCCUCUGCUGUGUGUGGAACCAACGCUCGCUGCAAGGUGGCUGAUCGCAAGCCUCUGUGUGAAUGUGACCCCGGCCAUUAUGGUGACCCCAACGACCUCUCUGUUGGGUGUGUUCCAGGGGACUGUCUCGUCAAUGGUGACUGCUCCAGCAAUAAACUCUGCGACUUGCUCAGCUACAAGUGCAUCAACCCCUGUGACAACACCAACUGUGGGUUCGGUCGGUGCCAGACUGUGGAUCAUGCCGCUUUCUGUUACUGUGAGCGAGGCUUCCACAGGGACUCCUCUGGCUUGUGUGUUGACGUGGAUGAGUGUCGUGACACACCCUGCCACAGGUCUGCGCUUUGUCGCAAUGCCCUGGGCAGCUACACAUGCGUGUGUCCCGAAGGCCAGGUGGGUGACCCAGUUACCACCGGCUGUCGCACCCCAGGUCAAUGUGUGGACGACUCGUCAUGCCCCGAUACUGCCGCCUGUGCCAACAACAACUGCUACAAUCCCUGCUCGACUCCUGGGAGCUGUGGGGCUGGAGCACAGUGCAGAGCUGAGAAGCAUCGUGCUGUGUGCUUCUGUCCCCCGCGUUACACAGGCAACCCUCUAACCAGCUGCACCGCCCUCGAGUGUCUGGGCCACAAUGAGUGUCCCUCGGACAUGUCUUGCGUAACCAACCGGUGUGUCAAUCCGUGUUCCAUCGCUGGCGUGUGCGGCAAGAACGCCGGCUGCACCCCACAAGCCCAUCUCCAUCAGUGCUUCUGCCAAGCUGGCUUCACCGGGGACCCCAACCUUGGCUGCACAACCAUCACCUACUGCGCCGUCGAGACGGACUGCCCUGCAGGGGAGCAAUGCAGCGGAGGAGUCUGCGUCCCUGCGUGCACCAGUAACAGAGGUUGCUUGGCUGGACAGGUGUGUCUGGAGGGCUCUUGCGUCCCCACCUGCCGCGCCUCCACUGAUUGUCCAGACCUCCAGGUGUGUCAGAACAGCAUCUGCGUACCGGAGGUGAAGUGUCGAAGCAACGCCGACUGCGACUCCAGGGAACAAUGCCGCACCAACACCGUAGGCCAAGCUGAGUGUAAGGAAGCCUGCGACGGCCUCACGCUCUGUGGUCGCAACGCCCAGUGUGUGUCCAUCAACCACGAGCCUGUGUGCCAGUGUCCCCAGGGCUACUUUGGUGAUCCUCAAGAUGAACGCGGUGGGUGCAAGAAAAUAGAGUGUGAUGAGGACGAUGACUGCGAUCAGAACGAACGUUGUGACAACUACAUGUGCAAGACGGCAUGUCGUGUCAACAACCAAUGCGGGGAGAAUGCUCUGUGCAUCUCGGAGUCCCAUAAGGCUGUGUGCUUCUGCCGUGAUGGUUUCCAAGGUGACCCACUCAAGAGAUGUCAACCCAUUGACUUCUGUGUUGAGAACCCAUGUGGGGCAGGCGCCAGCUGCCACAACUUCCGUGGUAACUACAAGUGCUUGUGUCCUCCUGGCACGGUGGGCGACGCCUACACUGACGGUUGUAAACCCCCAGUUGACUGUCUCACCGACUCGGACUGUCCGCCCUCGGCCUUCUGUGGGGAAGAGAACAACGUGCCCAAAUGUAAGGAUGUGUGUGAGGGCUCCCACUGUGGCCCCAACUCUGAGUGUCGCGCUGCCAACCAUCGCACAGUCUGCGCUUGCAUCAGCGGCUACGAAGGUGACCCCAUGGACACGGUAACGGGCUGUCGACCUCAGGAGAUCUCCUGCCGACUCAAUGCUGAUUGUCCUCCUAGCACCAUCUGUGAUGGUGGACUUUGCAGGCUGACGUGUCGCUUGGACAACGACUGCUUUUUGGGCCACAUCUGCCUCAACAACAUCUGUAUGAUCGGCUGCCGUGCCAACGAGGACUGUACGACCAGUCAGGGCUGCCUUAAUAACCGCUGUACUGACCCUUGUGGAGCAGCUGCUGUGUGUGGACCCAAUGCUAUCUGUUCAGUGGUCAACCAUCGAGCUCAAUGCUAUUGCCCUACUGGCUUCAUCCCUAACCCAACCCCCAAUGUGGCAUGCUCCAGGAAGCCUAUUGCUUGCAGUAUCAAUUCUGACUGUGCAUCUGGCUUUGUCUGCAGCUUAGGGACCUGCAUGGCCAUCUGCUCCUCCACCUCCAACUGUCUUGACACUGAACAAUGCGACGGCUCUGUGUGUCGCCCUACUUGUCGCCGUGACGAUGAUUGUCGCUCAGGAGAAAUCUGUAAUCAGCUGAUAUGCACAAUAGGUUGUCGUUCAGACGUAGAGUGCCCAUCAACCCAGGCAUGCGUCAACAACAAAUGUAUAGACCCAUGUGGCAUACCCACAGCAUGUGGCGGUAAUGCCCGGUGUGCUGUAGAUGGUCAUCGGGUCGGGUGUACCUGUCCAGACAACCUCGUUGGGGACCCAUUCGUCAACUGUCGCCUCCCACCAACCCCCUGCACUGACGAUACCAACUGCCCGAAGGAUAUGACUUGUUUCUCGGGAACCUGUCGUCCACUUUGUAAAAGUGAUCAAGCCUGCUUCAACAAUGAACGCUGCGUUGGUGGUGUGUGUAAGGAGAUUUGUAACUCUGAUACCCAGUGCGGUGUGGGCAACAUCUGUGAAGGACGCUUGUGUAUUGUUGGUUGCCGCUCAGAUUCCACUUGUCCGACCAAAGAGUCGUGCAUAAAUAGGAAGUGUCGGAACCCCUGUGAAGAAGGAGCAGUUUGCGGGACAUGUGCAGAGUGUCAGGUAGUGAACCACCAGGCACAGUGCAGCUGCUCCGCCAAUGCCAUCGGCAACCCCCUCAUCGCCUGUACGACACCCACCCGCCAGUGUACCGCAGACAGUGAAUGUGACACCCAGGCAUCUUGCAGAGGGGGCUUCUGUUCCAAGUCUUGCAGCUCCUCUAAGCAGUGCAAUUGUGGUGAAACCUGCAGUGAGGGAUACUGUCACGCCGAGUGUAGCGAAGAGAGAGACUGCUCCCAGGGCUUCUUAUGCCGUGCUGGUGUCUGUGUGGUCGGUUGUCGCACAAACACUGACUGCCCGCUCACCCACGGUUGCUUCAAUGGCAAGUGUGACGACCCGUGCAAGGAUAAUGCCUGUGGCACCAACACUCGCUGCCGUGUCUCUGACCACCGCCCACUCUGCUUCUGCCUCAGUGGCUACCAUGGCAACCCCAAGGAGGGGUGUGAAAAGUACGAGUGCCUGAGUGAUACUGACUGUAGUCGGGAACAAACCUGCAUCAACCGUGAGUGCACGAACCCUUGUUUAGAGGGAACCUGUGGCACUAAUGCCCGCUGUAAUGUGAUGAACCGCAAGGCGGAGUGCUCGUGUCCUUCCAGCCACUACGGCAACCCGCAGGUGGAGUGUAAGAUGGAGGUCAACGAAUGCCUCACCAGCCCCUGUGCCGACAAUUCUCAGUGUAUCAAUACUGUAGGUAGUUUCAUCUGUAGUUGCAACACUGGUUGUCAUGGCGACGCCUACCAUGCCGGCUGCAUUUGCCCUCAAGACCAAGUUGACCCCUGCAAGAGAAUCUCUUGUGGUCAAAAUGCCAGGUGCCGAGAUGUGGACGCUUCGAAGGCCGAGUGCUUCUGCCCAGAACAUCUUCCUAAUGGUGACCCGCUCGUUAAAUGUACAGGAGACUGUCGCCAGACCGGCUGUGGCUUGGCCGCCUCCUGCCUGCCGGACGCCGUCGGCAGCUACGAAUGCAGGUGCCGAGACGCCAGCUGGACAGGUGACCCUUACGUGGAGUGUGUGCCAGAUACUCAGUGUACGCUAGACACAGACUGCCCGCCGGCUCACGCAUGUAUCACUGGAAAGUGUAAGGACCCAUGCACGCUAAGAGGCGCGUGCGGGGAGCGCGCUCUCUGCCGCACCGUGGCGCAUGCGGCCGUGUGCUCCUGCCCGCAGUGUUAUGUGGGUCGGCCGCAGGUGGCAUGCCGUCCGGACCCUGCCUGCGGCACGCCCGCACCGCCCUUGGAGCCGCCCCUGGUGAGCGGGUGUAGGCAGGACGGUGACUGCGGCGAGCGUCUGGCGUGCGACGCUGCCCUGCGCACCUGCUAUGACCCCUGCGCCCGCGGACCCUCUCAGUGCCAAGCUAAUAAAGUGUGUGAAGUCAGGAAGCACAAAGUUACGUGUCUGUGCAAGCACGGCUUUGUUGUGAACUCAGUGGGGGAGUUUGUGUGUGCUACAGGACCCAUUGACUGCCACGAGGACGACGACUGCGCCAGCAACCUGGCCUGUGUCACCAACCGCUGCACCAACCCGUGUGCCGUGGGCCGCCCGUGCCCGCCCAACAAGCAGUGCGAUGUUCUCAACCACCGCCCCGUCUGCAUCUGCGUCAAGGACUGCACGCCCUCCAUCACCAUCUGCCUCAGGGACGAGGGGUGCGCGCCCACGCAGGCGUGCGUCUCCUAUCAGUGCGUGGACCCCUGCGCCUCGCACGGCUGCCCAGGGGACACGCCAUGCUACGUCGAGGAUCACAAGCCUCUCUGUAAAUUCUGCCCACCUGGCUUUACUGUUGAUCCCGACUUUGGCUGCGUGAAAGACAUCGAUACUUCUACCCCCUCCACCCCCUCCACCACCACCACCACCAGCAGGUCCACGCCCAAGCCGUGUCGCAGUGAUGCUGACUGCGACACGUCCAAACAUACGUGUCUCCAGGGGCACUGCUCAAACCCCUGCCUGGACGCCUGUGGGACACGCCACUGUUCUCUCUCGACAGGCGCUCAUGGCCACAUCAUAAUAGAUUGUGCUGACACAACCAAACCCUCUACCACACCCUCCCAGCACCUGAACACAAGUGUUAAACCGAAAGUUCCAACAGAGACGAUGGGUUUCUUCACCCCACAACCCCAUAGCAGUAGUCACUCGACCCCAGCCACAACCCCACUCUUCACAACCAUCACUAAAACAUCUCACAGCCUCCUCACAACCCCAGCGCCUCACUCAUCAUCCAGAAGGCCAUCCAUCAGUCCCCCGACUAGUAAACAGCCAGUUAUUGUCAUCAAAAGACCCUUAACAACACCAGAAACCCCAGUUACAUUGGCAAUAGCCACAACACCAUCCCCUUCUUCAGAAACACCUGUAAUCCCUCUGGAUCGUCCAGUGACCCCCACUAGACGACCCAGACCAAGGCCUUCCACGACGCCAAGACGACCCGUCUUCACAACAUUUCUGCCAACGUCGCCAGCUACUGACACUCUCGCUACUACCCCACUACCAACCACUCGCCCUCACAUCACACCAAGGCCGCAGUCCACCACACACUUACCACGGCCUCCCCCCAUCACCAUAGACUCACCUGGAAUCUCAACUUCACCUCCAGAGGCCUCAACAGUAACCCAACCUCCUGCAAAGAGGCCUCCAAUCCGCUACACUCCCAGACCGACAACACUGCCCUCACCAACAUUACCAGUCACUCCACCACAACCAGUCACUCCAACACGACCAGUCACUCCUACACGACCCAUCACCCGAACAUCACCAGAUACGAGUAAAUUUAUUUUCCCAGUUACCACCCCCACACCGUCAGUACCCAAAACCCUCUCUCGAGUACCCAAGACGUGCACGAGCAGUGUUGAGUGCCCCAGGAACUUGGGAGAAAUUGUGUUUGUCAUGUCCCCAUAA
Messenger RNA from Procambarus clarkii (red swamp crayfish), 11496 nucleotides. The record is from RefSeq and is a predicted model, not a curated record. Lineage: Eukaryota; Metazoa; Arthropoda; Malacostraca; Decapoda; Cambaridae.